This is a messenger RNA of Mesorhabditis spiculigera, 2151 nucleotides long. Lineage: Eukaryota; Metazoa; Nematoda; Chromadorea; Rhabditida; Rhabditidae. The record is from the annotation of a GenBank genome assembly.
AUGGUCUCGGAUUUGCAUCGUCGUAAUUUCCAUACGGGGCUGCAGCGCAUAAAUUGGCCGAUUGGAGCGUCGUCACUUCAAUUAAUUCGGCUCCCUGUGCAGUCCAGAAAGGCCCUCCGACGGCUCGAAAAUAAUGGGCACCGAUGGGUCGCCACGUUCGGAUAUCCAGUAUACAGGUCGCUGACUCCUACCACCCGGAAGUUCCGCGAAGACAUCGCCUUCAUCCGGGCGCUGGCCAUCAUUUCGGUGCUCGGCUACCACUUUUGGCCGGAUACCUUUGGACUGGGCUUCAUCGGAGUUGACAUAUUUUUCGUCCUCUCCGGCUACCUGAUAAUGGGAAUAUUGUCUGCUGACAAGUCGCCCCCAAAAGAGAAACUGGCCGACUUCUAUUACAAACGCAUCAAGCGCAUCUGUCCGCUCUACUAUAUGAUUCUGCUCGUCUUUGUGAUUUCCUGUGGCUUUGUGUACAGCGGCGUCUGGCUGGCCCAAUUCUUCCCCCCAUUUCUGGAGCGUCAUCUCGAUGCAUCUGAAUCUGAAGCUAGCACUGAAAGUCUUCCCUUUCUGCAUACGUGGUCGCUGGGCGUCGAGAUGCAGUUCUAUUUGGUGGCUCCGUGUCUAUACUACCUGACUCGGUGCAAGAUUGCAUCUCGACCCGUCGGUGUGCUAUUUUCCGGCUUGAUUUUCGCGUCGUCACUCUAUUUCCAAUGGAGCUCGACGCCAAUCACCGCAUUCUACCACCCAUUCGCGAGGAUUUGGCAAUUCUUGGCCGGCAUGUUGGCCAGCCACUUCUCAGAGGAGGAGACGAAAUAUGGAUCUUCCGGCCGCUUGGUCGAUUUCGCGACAAUCGGGCUCGUCAUCCCAGUUUUUGCCAUCUUUCUGCCGAACACGAUUGUUGAUCUCGGACCGCGCAAUUUGGCACAAUUUGCGAUUCCCGCGAUCGUGUCCAUUUUUCUGAUGGUUUCUUCCAAUAGCGAUCGAAUCGAUUGGUCGCGCUUUCGUCUGAAUUACAUCGCCAGCAUUUCCUAUGCCCUCUACCUCAUCCACUAUCCCGUGCUCAAAUACGCGCAACAUCUGCAGCCGCGCUAUUUUGAGUCGAUUCCAGUCUGGACCAUCGCGCUGCCGAUGACAAUUCUGCUCUCAACUGCCUGUCAUUACUUCUACGAAAAACCUAUGCUGCACGCGAAAAAGAAAACGGUUUUCAUGCACGUCGUGAUCCUCUUCAUCGUCCUCUUGAUCGUCGCCAUCCAGUGGAAGCCCAUCUUCAAAACUGACCGCGGUAGAUUAGAAAGCAUUCCGGAAGCCAUCGAAGCAAACAAAACAUCUGACCGUGCUCGAAGUGCAGCCAUUAAAGCAAACAAAAAAUGGUUCAACACCUACUGGCCACCCGCCACCCUGGUCAAGGAUGGAUUCAAAAAUCAGUUUGGGCAUUAUGUUUGGCCGAACAACACGGGUCAGCUGCGAGUCGUCGUCGUCGGCAAUUCGUAUGCGGUGCAACAACAAGUUAUCGUCCGCAAAUUUCUGCCUCCAAAUAUGACGGCUAGCCUGGAUGUGUAUGCGGCCCCUUCAUAUUCCAUCGUUUUCCAUCGGCAUGAAAAGCUCACCAAGCUGUUCUGGGAGGAGAUGGAGCAGCGGAAAAAGCCGAACAUUGUUUUUAUAUUGAUGCGCUACGCAGUGUAUCUUUGGCCGGACGGCGCUACCCCUCUCCGCCCUGGCAACGACGAUACACUCAAUUAUUGGUUGCAAGCCGUCAAUCGUCUCUCAAAAUUCGCCGACCACAUAUUCAUCUCCAGCCAUCAUCCAUUCGAGGUCUCGAAAUACUUUGGGCAGAGAAGACUUGUGCAUGAUGUCAUCGCGGCGCUGGAGAAUGGCCAGGAUUUGACCAAGCUGAAUUUUCCCUAUAACGCACAGAAAUUUGCCGCGGAUCCGGUGCGAGUCCGGAUUAACCUGCUAUUGCAGCAAUGCAAAAAAUGCCAUUUUGUGGACAUCGAAUCGCCGUUUAUAAACAAGGAGAAGAAUUGGGUGCAGACGUACGACCCCGUGACGAACAUUGUCUACUACGACGCUUGGAACCACUACACCGAUGACGCACUGAAGUUGAUUGAGCCGAACUUCGAAAAAGCGAUCCGUGCUGCUCUGCCCGAAUAUUUCCCC